Molecule: messenger RNA, 2034 nt
Organism: Penicillium malachiteum
Lineage: Eukaryota; Fungi; Ascomycota; Eurotiomycetes; Eurotiales; Aspergillaceae
Product: alpha-N-acetylglucosaminidase
Exons: 2
Coding region: 1-2034 (677 amino acids)
Source: RefSeq, a predicted model, not a curated record
AUGAUAAUUAGUCUCCAUCGCUACCUGACUGAUGCUUUACACGUCGAUAUCUGGUGGUUUAUUGGCAGUCGAUUGGAUCAGGCCCCUGCUAAGUUACCUCGCCUUAGUUCACCGAUUCGUGGCUCGAGCACUGUUCCUUGGAGAUACCACUUUAACACUGUCACUUUUUCCUAUACAACGGCAUUUUGGUCAUGGGAAGAAUGGGAGACCCAGCUCGACUGGAUGGCCCUUCGCGGGAUCAAUCUCCCCCUUGCAUGGGUCGGCGCCGAGAAGAUUAUGGUAGAGGUGUUCGAGGAAAUUGGCCUAACCGAGGCUGAGAUCGCUACAUUCUUAAGUGGACCAGCUUUCCAAGCAUGGAACCGAUUUGGAAAUAUUCAAGGCUCAUGGGGUGGUGAUCUACCGCGAUCAUGGAUCGAGCAGCAAUUCGCGCUUCAGAAACAGAUUGUGCGUCGCAUGGUCGAACUCGGCAUGACACCUGUGCUUCCUGCUUUUACAGGCUUUGUCCCUGAAAACAUCACUCGCGUGUACCCGGAUGCGAGUAUCGUGCGGUCGGAUGAUUGGGGUGAAUUUCCAAUCCUCUACUCCAACGACACCUUCCUUGAACCAUUUGAUGACCACUUUGCUGAGAUGCAGAGCAGCUUUCUGCGUAAACAGCAGGAUGCUUAUGGGAACAUCACACACGUUUAUACCUUGGAUCAAUACAACGAAAUGAAUCCUUCUUCGGGUGAUCUGAAUUAUCUGCGCAAUGUGACCAGCACUACAUGGCAGAGUUUGAAGAAUGUAGACCCGGAAGCUAUCUGGAUGAUGCAGGGUUGGCUGUUCUACAGUGCGUCUGACUUUUGGACCGAUGAGCGGGUGGAGGCUUAUCUCUCUGGUGUCGAGGAUAACGACGACAUGUUGAUCUUGGAUCUAUUCUCAGAGUCUGAGCCUCAGUGGCGUCGGACUGACUCUUACUAUGGAAAGCCGUGGAUUUGGUGUCAGUUGCAUGACUACGGAGGUAACAUGGGAUUCUACGGCCAGAUAUCAAACAUCACGCAGAACUCUUCACAGGCCCGAACUGAAUCCUCCAAUAUGGUUGGCUUCGGGCUGAGCCCCGAGGGGCAAGAAGGCAAUGAGAUUGUUUAUGACUUGCUUCUUGAUCAGGCAUGGUCGAAAAGCCCAAUCAAUACCAAGGAAUAUUUUCGAAAAUGGGUGACAAGUCGGUAUGCUGGCUCUGGAUCCGUCCCUCAAGGGCUUUACGAUGCCUGGGAAGCUAUGCGAACAACUGUCUAUGAUAACACUGACCUAACGGAGAUCACCGCUGUGAUCAAGUCCAUCUUUGAGCUCGAACCUGACGUUGACGGUCUUGUCAAUGUGACUGGUAGCCAUGGCACUGAAUUGACAUACAACCCAUCAGUUGUUAUUAAAGCGUGGCAGUCUGUGUACGAGGCCGGUACUUCGAACUCCAAAUUGUGGGAGAAUCCAGCAUACCAACACGAUAUGGUGGAUAUUACACGCCAGGUCAUGGCGAAUGGUUUCAUUCCGCUAUACGAGAACUUGAUCACUACAUGGAAUAGUUCCAAUCCUAAGAAUUCUACCCUUUCGCAAGAAGGACAGACGAUCAUCGAGCUUCUAACAGACCUGGACUCGGUUCUUUUGACAAAUGAAAACUUUCGCUUCUCAACCUGGAUUGACUCUGCUCUAUCCUGGGCUCAAGGCAACGGAAGCCAAGCAGCUUAUCUGGAAUAUAAUGCACGAAAUCAAAUCACACUUUGGGGUCCCCGCGGCGAGAUUACAGACUACGCUUCCAAGCAGUGGGGUGGUCUUUUGUCGUCAUAUUAUGUUCCACGGUGGAAAAUGUUCAUUGAAUAUCUAAAAUCGACACCUGCUUCGGCCUAUAACGGUAUUACGCUGCAGGAUAGACUGUUGAGUUUCGAACUUGGUUGGCAGACAGAGAGAUGGUCGGAUUCAGAGCCUGAUGGUGAUGCUGCGGAUCUUAAGAAAGUGAUCACUCGUGUUCAGCAGCGUUGGGCAUCUUUAUUUCAGACUGCAUGA